This is a messenger RNA of Diplodia corticola, 2103 nucleotides long. RefSeq names its product alcohol dehydrogenase. Gene Ontology annotation, molecular function: zinc ion binding; pyrroline-5-carboxylate reductase activity. The record is from RefSeq and is a predicted model, not a curated record. The transcript has 8 exons. NCBI's taxonomy places the organism in Eukaryota, Fungi, Ascomycota, Dothideomycetes, Botryosphaeriales, Botryosphaeriaceae. The coding region runs from base 1 to 2103 and encodes 700 amino acids.
AUGACGGAACAAGAGGAAUACCGCAUCCACACCCUCGGCUUCAUCGGCUGCGGCAAACUCGGCAGUGCCCUCCUCCAAGGCCUGCUCCUCAACCCCCCGCCCCCUCACCUCCAGCACAUCCACAUCACCGUCCGCACGCCCUCCACCGCCGCCCGCAUCGAGUCCACGCUCCUCUCCCCCGCCGCCGCCGCACCCAUCCCCACCACCAUCACAAACAGCGUCGACGACAACAACUCGCUGAUCGCCACCUGCCUCGCCUCCUCCGCCGUCAUCCUCGCCUGCAAGCCCACCCAGCACGCCGCCAUCCUCAGCACCCCCGGCCUCGCCGCCGCCCUAGCCGGCAAACCGCUCAUCUCCCUCCUCGGCGGCGUCACCGAGCAGCAGCUAGCCGCGAGCCUCGCCUCGUCAUCAUCCCCGCCAUCAACCCAAUCCCCAUCCCCGUCCCCGUCUCCCACCCCCAACAACACCGCCGCCGUCAUCAUCCGCGCCAUGCCCAACGCCGCCGCCGCCGUGCGCCGCAGCACGACGCUGCUCGCGUCAUCCGAACCAAUCUUCCCCGCCGUCCGCGCCCUCUUCGCCACCCUCGGCACCGCGCACGUCGUCGUCGCGCCCGCGCUCGAGGCCGCCGCCGUCGUCGCCGCGUCCGGCCCUGCCUUCUUCGCGCGCGUGCUGGGCGCCGCCGCGGGGGCGCUGGGCGACGUCUUGCCUGGUGGUGGUGGGAAGCUCGCUGCUGCGGCGGAGGAGGACGAGCUGGAAAGGGAACGAUUGGCGGUGCGGUUGGCGGCGGGGGCGAUGGGAGGGGCGGCGGCGUUGGUGGAGGACGGCGGGUGGGCGCCGGAGGAGGUGGUGGGACGGGUGGCGUCGACGGGGGGGUCGACGGAGAGGGGGUUGGCGGUUUUGGAGGGGUGGGGGGUGGAGCGGGCGGUGGGGGAGUGCGUGAGGGUUACGUUGGAGGCGGCGAGGGAAUUGGGGGGGAAGGGGGGUGCAGCUGGUGAUGUGAAGGACGAGGGGGUGGUGGGAGCUGCUGCCGUGCCUGCGGAUGGGAUGAUGGAUGCGGUGGUGUUGGAGGGGGAGGGGCGGGUGGCGGUGAAGCGGAGGCCGGUGCCGGGUGUGGAGGGGCCGGGGGAGGUGUUGGUCAAGGUUGAGUUUAGUGGGCUGUGUGGCAGCGACCUUCAUCUGUACAGGGGGACGGAGGACUGCGGCACGGAUUUUAUCCUGGGACAUGAGUUCACCGGUCGCGUCGUGGAUGCAGGAAAGGAUGUGAAAAAGUUCGCCGUGGGUGACCGCGUCGUGGCGGCUUUUACAACGAGCUGCGGACAAUGCUUCUACUGCAAAGCAGACUUGUCAUCCAGGUGCACUUCCUGCAUGGUCUUCGGAACUCCCAAACUCGGAGGCGCCCAGUCUCAAUACGUUCGGGUUCCCUUUGCGGACACAACCUUGACCAAAGCACCUGCGAACAUCCACCCGCGAAACCUGAUCCUGAUGGCGGAUAUUUUCCCCACCGGAUUCUUCGCCGCCCGCAACGCCUUCUCCCGCCUCCCCGCGCACCGCGCCCGCACCAGCACCGUCGCCGUCAUCGGCUGCGGGCCCGUCGGGCUCUGCGCCCUCGCCGCCACCACCUCGACCCACGCGCCCGCGCACCUCCUCGCCAUCGACGCGGUGCCGUCCCGUCUGCAAAACGCGGCGUCGCUCGGCGCCGAAGCCUUCAACUACUCGACGCAGCGCGGCGACCUCGACGCCCGCAUCGCGCACCUGACCCAAGGCCGCGGGGUCGACGUCGUGCUGGAGCUGGUGGGCGCCAAGCCGGCGUUGGGCAUGGCGUUUGAGAUUGUGAGGCCCGGCGGCGUGAUUAGCUCCGUGGGCGUGCAUAGUACCGAGUUUCCGUUCACGGCGACGCAGGCGUACGAUAAAAAUGUCACGCUGCAUAUGGGGAGGUGUCCCGUCGCCAGCGUUUUUCCGGAGGCGCUGGAGUGUCUGGAGAAGGUGCAAGACAAGCUGGGGUUCUUGACGGAGACGGUUGUGCCGCUGUCGCAGGCGGUCGAGUACUAUGAGGUUUUCAAUAGGAUGGAGGUGCAAAAGGUCAUCUUUGAUGCAGAGAAGUAG